UGUUUAUUUGAUAUAGACGAUGGAAAAUCUAAUUCCUCAUCUGAUAGUGUGAUACAAGACUUCCAAUCUAUUAUAUCUGAUCAAGCGAGAAUUUUAAUAGAAAUGAAUAGUUUUUAUGAAAUGGUACGACCAAUUGUGCUUACUCAAAUAGUUUUCGCUUCAACUACUUUGGUGUUUUUUACAUUCAUUGUAACGGUGAUUGCAAGCGAUAUUGAACCAGCAGGAUUUUUGCAGUCGAUUAAGAUAUUUAGCGCCAUUCCUUUGUUUUUAUUUCAACUUUUUUUGCCGUGCUACUUAUUUGGGAACAUUAACAAUUAUAGAGACGCUAUAAACUUUGCGCUGUACAGUAGUAACUGGACGGAUUCUCGUGUCGAAGUAAAACGAUUAAUUCUAUUAACAAUGACAAUGAAUAAUGCUCACCAACUAAAAAUGAAAGUGACGCCCAUGAAGAUAGUAAACAUGGAAGUUUUUGCAAGCGUUUGUAUAAUAUGA
Adelges cooleyi (spruce gall adelgid) is the source of this 492-nucleotide messenger RNA. Its product is annotated as odorant receptor 94b-like. The coding region runs from base 103 to 492 and encodes 129 amino acids. Lineage: Eukaryota; Metazoa; Arthropoda; Insecta; Hemiptera; Adelgidae. Gene Ontology annotation, cellular component: membrane. Gene Ontology annotation, biological process: sensory perception of smell. The transcript has 4 exons. Gene Ontology annotation, molecular function: olfactory receptor activity; odorant binding. The record is from RefSeq and is a predicted model, not a curated record.